AUGUCAAACCCAACAAAUAAUGAAGCAGACGAGGCUGUUGCGACUGUCGCAAAGAAUGAUGUCUCGGCCGAUGAGAAGAAUUCCCCGCCUGCUGCUGCGCCGGUCAAAGAAGGCGGCAUUCGAGGCUGGCUGCAAGUGAUCGGUGCAUUUUUCAUCUUUUUCAAUAUUUGGGGCGUGGCUUUUGCUUUUGGAUCCUUUCAAAGCUUCUACGCUCUGACCUAUCUCGUGUCCUCUGGCUCCUCAGCCAUAUCAUGGAUAGGCACCGUCCAGUCCUUCCUACUCAUCGUUGGCGGAAUUGUAUCCGGCCCCCUCUUCGACCUGGGCUACUAUCGCGCCAUGAUCUUCGUCGGCACGACCCUGUCUAUUGUGGGGGUUAUGAUGCUCAGUCUCGCGGAUGCAUACUACCAAAUCUUUUUGAGUCAGGGUAUCUGUAUGGGUCUGGGGUUCGGGCUGUUGUAUAUCCCCAGCCUUGCACUGGUUAGUCGGGCCUUUGUGCGCAAACGCGCUGUUGCACUCGGCGUCUCGACGAGCGGUGCUCCGACCGGAGGCAUUAUCUAUACCAUACUGUUCGAACAGCUUCUACCCCGUAUCCAGUUUGCGUGGACGGUGCGGGUUAUUGGCUUUGUUAUGCUCACCCUGUUUGUUACGGCGGCAUUUCUGCUGCUCUGGAAGAGUCCUAACACACAAAGACCUGCAGCUACUCCGGGGCGCACUCGAAGAUUAUUUGAUCUGCGUGCUUUUGGAGAUGGGCCCUUCUGGAGCUAUACCAUUGCAAAUUUCUGCCUUUUUCUGGGAUACAUGACCCCGUUCUACUAUAUCCCGACCUAUGCGGAGACUAAGCUCGGUACCACACGGUCACUGGGCCUCUAUAUUCUUAUUAUCUCGCAGGCUUCUUCGAUCAUUGGUCGCGUGGUCACUACCACCGUUGCACAUCACUUUGGAUCUAUGAUCCCAUGGGUCUUCUGCGGGUUGCUUUCGGGAGUUCUGUGUCUGUCUUGGAUCAGUGCACACAGUGUAGUGCGUUUUAUCCUGUAUUCGGCGUUUUAUGGAGGUGUAUCCGGUGCUCUGAUCCCUCUUCCACCCAGCGUCUUCCCCCAUGUAUGUCCCGACCCAUCAGCCCUGGGAACAUGGCUGGGUAUGGCGCAAGGUAUCAGCGGGUUUGCGACUCUCAUUGGUGCGCCCGUGGCGGGCGCAUUGGCUUCCAUUGGAUCACGAGGCAACGCCGAUCUGAACUUCGUGAACAUCCAACUCUUCGGUGGAAUUGCGAUGAUAUCCGGAGCGUUCCAAUUAAUGGGGCUGUGGUUCCUGCUGUACAAGAAGAGAGAUAAAAAGGGCCUGUUCUGA
Messenger RNA from Penicillium lagena, 1344 nucleotides. RefSeq lists its product as uncharacterized. The transcript has 3 exons. Gene Ontology annotation, cellular component: fungal-type vacuole membrane. The record is from RefSeq and is a predicted model, not a curated record. The coding region runs from base 1 to 1344 and encodes 447 amino acids. NCBI's taxonomy places the organism in Eukaryota, Fungi, Ascomycota, Eurotiomycetes, Eurotiales, Aspergillaceae. Gene Ontology annotation, molecular function: transmembrane transporter activity. Gene Ontology annotation, biological process: transmembrane transport.